AUGUUGCUAACAAAAUUUGGCUUGACAUGUCAAAAUAUUUAUGUCUUUACAGUAUUACCAAGCCACACAUGUGGAAAUCCUGGGCGACUACAAAAUGGUGUACAACAGGGGACCACAUUCAAUGUGGGGGACAAAGUCCGGUACAGCUGCAAUGCAGGCUACAUGCUUGAAGGACAUGCCCUACUAAGCUGUGUAUCCAACUCCCAAAAUAGCGCCUCUUGGGAUUUUCCUCUUCCAGCUUGUAGAACGGAUGAUGCAUGUGGAGGAACUUUAAGAGGUCAAAGUGGAAUCAUCACAAGUCCACAUUUCCCAUCGGAAUACAAUAACAAUGCUGACUGUACAUGGACAAUACUAGCAGAGGUUGGAGAUACAAUUGCCUUGAUCUUUACAGAUUUUCAAUUAGAAGAUGCUUAUGACUAUCUGGAAGUGACAGGAACAGAGGGCUCAUCUCUUUGGUAA
Molecule: messenger RNA, 459 nt
Organism: Nanorana parkeri
Lineage: Eukaryota; Metazoa; Chordata; Amphibia; Anura; Dicroglossidae
Product: CUB and sushi domain-containing protein 2-like
Exons: 2
Coding region: 1-459 (152 amino acids)
Source: RefSeq, a predicted model, not a curated record